Saccostrea echinata is the source of this 1902-nucleotide messenger RNA. RefSeq lists its product as uncharacterized. Bases 76 to 1599 code for a protein of 507 amino acids. The record is from RefSeq and is a predicted model, not a curated record. Gene Ontology annotation, molecular function: zinc ion binding. The transcript has 3 exons. Lineage: Eukaryota; Metazoa; Mollusca; Bivalvia; Ostreida; Ostreidae.
GUUACCGUAUUCCGACAGGAUUCUAACAUUUAGUUUGUACUCGAUGCGGGCAUAUCAACAUCCGGUUUCCCGAAGAUGACUUUCGAAAGCUACAAAGUACCAGAAUUAAAGCGGUUUUUACAGAAUCGGGGGGUUACAUGUCACUUUUAUAGAAGAGAUCACUUGCUAAGGUUAUGUAAACUUGCAGCAGAAUUAAAUUUGGAAGUUUUAAAUGACGAAUCAGAUGAAUUGCAAAGUGUUGUCAAUGGAAAUAAUGGAAAGGAUUUCUUGCCGAUACAAAAUGUUACAAAAUGGUCAACAAAUUUGGCAACAUUACCAUCAAUUGAGUCAUGUGAUGUCAUGGUGUACCUUAUUAAUAAUUGUGGUUGGGAAGCCUCUAGAUUAACAAGUUACAAGAAGGAUAAUGGUUACAAGUUACAUAUUGAUAACCACAUCAGUGAUGUGAAUAUUGCCGAAGUAACCAAUUGUAUACCAUACUUUUAUGUAAAAGCAUGCUGUGUACCAGAAACUAGGCAGACUGAGGCCCCAUAUGUUACUUGGGUACUUCUAAAAACAAAUGGACAGAUUUUUGCUGGAGGUUGUUCUUGUGUUGUAGGUAAUGGAACAUGUAAACAUUGUGUAGCCUUAUUGUUUUCCUUGGUAAGUUUCAAUGACAGACACAAAGACCGUUAUUCAGAGGCAUGUACUGACACUGUUUGUAUCUGGGAUAAGCCCAAGAAAACAUCAGAGCCAAUGGAAAUAGACACCAUUGAUCUGCAGAGAAAUACUACUACAGAGAAAAAAGUUAUGCCAACCACUAAAAAUUACUCUCCUUGUGGCCAAAUCAACAGCAGAGAGGUUGAAAAAGAUGUAUACAACUUGUUCAAAUCUAGCAACUCCUUAUUACUACAGGUAUUAGACCCCCCAAGUGAUGACAACUCAUCUGAUGAUGAAAUGCAUGUCCCUACACUUAAAAAUUCUUUACAGACUCUUUCAUCAAACAGUCCUGUUUUGGAACAUUUGAAAACUGUUUACACACCUGAUGCUGUAAAAGAAAUAGAAAAGAUAACAAGAGGUCAAUCUGAUAACACUCUUUGGUUUGAGCAUAGAUGUGGUCGGAUUACUGCAUCACUUUUCCCAUCUGUCAUGCAUUUCCGAUUUACUGACAAUCCUGAAAAUUAUAUCUUAAAAAAAAUACUUGGAAGUUCAGUUGAUGGAUCCAUGGUACCUUCCAUUGCAUUUGGAAAAAAGUAUGAGCCUGUGGCCAGACAACAGUACAUUGAUUUAUACAAAAAAUCACACAGAAAUUUAAAUGUAGAAUCAUGUGGGUUGUUUGUUUGUGAUCUUUAUCCUUUUAUGGGUGCUUCACCUGAUGGAAAAGUUACAUGCAAAUGUUGUGGAACAGGUCUUAUUGAGAUAAAAUGUAGUUUCACAUAUCAAAAUGUUGAACCUUUAGAAGCUUGUAAAGAUGAUCAUUAUCAUUUAUACAUUGAUGAAAACAAUGAUGUUAGAUUGAAACAAACAUCUCCUUGGUAUAUUCAAAUUCAAGGGCAAAUGGGCAUAUGCAAAUCCUUAUGGUGUGAUUUUAUUUUUUUUCACAAGAAGAGGCAUCAUUGUUGAUCGAAUACCAUUUGACCCUGAAAUGUAUUUUGAAAUUGUGCAAAAAUGCAGACGAUUUUUUGAAAAGUACGUGAUAAAUGCACUGUUGCACCAAAAUUCAAACAGUUGAACAACUUAUGAUAUGUUAACAAGAACAUUUUUUUUUACAUGUUUAUGUACUACGGUAAUUUACAUAACAUAAAGUCAGAUUUCAUUGCUUACAGGUAAAAUUUAUUGUUAUCUUCAGCAAGGAUUCAUGGUAUCUACAAACAACUGUACUAGUACUUUGUAGUUGAUGACAUAAAUAAAAUACAUGUACACGUU